Messenger RNA from Penicillium macrosclerotiorum, 3630 nucleotides. Its product is annotated as DDB1/RSE1 family protein. The transcript is spliced from 4 exons. Gene Ontology annotation, molecular function: protein binding; U2 snRNA binding. The record is from RefSeq and is a predicted model, not a curated record. Gene Ontology annotation, biological process: mRNA splicing, via spliceosome. Gene Ontology annotation, cellular component: nucleus; U2 snRNP. Bases 1 to 3630 code for a protein of 1209 amino acids. NCBI's taxonomy places the organism in Eukaryota, Fungi, Ascomycota, Eurotiomycetes, Eurotiales, Aspergillaceae.
AUGGCCACCACCUCGCAUAUGUUCAUGUACUCUCUGACGAUCCAGCCACCAACUGCGAUCACACAGGCUAUUCUGGGUCAGUUUGCUGGAACCAAAGAGCAGCAGAUCGUCACUGCCUCCGGUUCCCGGCUCACUAUCCACCGUCCGGACCCAUCUCAGGGCAAGGUCACGCCCAUCUUUUCACAAGAUGUUUUCGGCAUCAUUCGCUCUCUAGCAGCAUUUCGGCUAGCAGGCAGUAAUAAAGAUUAUAUCAUCAUCGGCUCUGACUCUGGCCGUAUUACCAUUAUUGAGUAUGUUCCCUCGCAGAACCGCUUCAACCGGAUCCAUCUGGAGACAUUCGGCAAGUCUGGAGUGCGACGGGUUGUUCCCGGUCAAUAUCUGGCUGUGGAUCCUAAAGGACGUGCAUGUCUGAUCGCCUCGGUGGAGAAGAACAAGCUGGUCUAUGUUCUGAACCGCAACUCCCAGGCUGAACUCACUAUUUCCUCGCCGCUGGAGGCUCAUAAGCCACAGACUCUGGUCUUCGCAAUGACAGCUCUGGAUGUUGGCUAUGAAAACCCUGUGUUUGCUGCUCUCGAAGUAGAUUAUUCGGAAGCUGACCAAGACCCCACUGGUCAAGCAUACGAAGAGAUCGAAAAGGUUCUGGUGUACUAUGAGCUAGAUUUGGGUCUUAAUCACGUUGUUCGCAAGUGGUCUGAUCCUGUCGAUCGCACCGCAAACAUGCUCUUCCAGGUUCCCGGAGGCUCGGAUGGCCCUAGUGGUGUCCUUGUGUGUGCAGAGGACAACGUCACCUACCGUCACUCAAACCAAGAUGCUUUCCGUGUGCCUAUCCCACGUCGACGGGGAGCGACUGAGAACCCUGAGCGGAAACGCUGCAUUGUCUCCGGUGUGAUGCACAAGAUGAGGGGCGCUUUCUUUUUUCUCCUCCAGACCGACGAUGGCGACAUGUUCAAGCUGACUCUUGACAUGGUGGAAGACGACAAUGGUCAAUUGACUGGCGAAGUCAGCAGGCUGAAGAUAAAAUAUUUUGAUACUGUACCUGUCGCAACGAACCUUCUGAUUCUGAAGAGUGGCUUCCUCUAUGUUGCCAGCGAGUCAGGCAAUCACAACUUCUACCAAUUUGAAAAACUUGGUGAUGAUGAUGAGGAGACAGAAUUCACCAGCGAUGAUUUUUCUGCCGAUCCCACGGUUCCUUAUGACCCAGUAUUCUUCAACCCUCGUUCAGCGGAAAACCUGAACCUCAUGGAGACCUUGAACUCUCUCAACCCACUGAUUGAUAGCAAGAUUGCCAAUCUGACGGAGGAUGAUGCCCCUCAAAUUUACUCCGUCGGUGGCACUGGUGCUCGAAGCACCUUCCGAAGUCUUAAACAUGGUUUGGAGGUUUCCGAGAUUGUGGAGUCGGAGCUGAGAACCGUCCCUUCUGCAGUCUGGACGACAAAAUUGACACGAAGCGAUCAAUAUGAUGCCUACAUUGUCCUCUCUUUCGCGAAUGGAACUCUUGUUUUGGGCAUCGGUGAGGUUGUGGAAGAAAUCUCUGACUCUGGUUUCCUCUCUACUGCACCAACGCUAGCCGUUCAACAGCUGGGCGAGGAUUCAUUGAUUCAAGUGCAUCCCCGCGGAAUUCGCCAUCUCCUGGCUGACCGUCGAGUCAAUGAGUGGCCUGCGCCCCAGCACCGCUCUAUUGUGGCCGCGGCUACCAACGAGCGUCAGGUAGCGGUCGCACUUAGCUCCGGUGAGAUUGUCUACUUUGAGAUGGAUGCCGAUGGAACCCUUGCGGAGUACGAUGAAAGACGGCAAAUGUCUGGAACGGUCACUUGUCUGAGCUUGGGUGAAGUCCCAGAAGGCAGAAUGCGCAGCUCUUUUCUUGCAGUUGGCUGCGAUGAUUCUACUGUGCGCAUUCUAAGUCUAGACCCAGAUUCGACCCUAGAGAACAAGUCUGUUCAAGCUCUGACAUCCGCACCCUCGGCUCUCAAUAUCAUGGCCAUGGCUGACUCGAGCUCUGGCGGUACCACACUCUAUCUCCAUAUCGGUCUUUACUCUGGCGUUUACCUCCGUACCGUUCUCGACGAGGUUACUGGAGAGCUGUCUGAUACUCGAACACGUUUCUUGGGAGCUAAGCCUGUUAAGUUGUCCCAGGUCUCCGUAAAGGGCCAAACUGCUGUUCUGGCUUUGAGCUCCCGACCCUGGCUUGGGUAUUCUGAUAUUCAGACUAAAAGCUUCAUGCUCACCCCUCUUGACUAUGUUGCUCUUGAAUGGGGAUGGAACUUCUCUAGCGAGCAAUGCGAAGAGGGAAUGAUCGGUAUUCAAGGCCGGAACCUUAGGAUUUUCUCCAUCGAGAAGCUCGAUAACAACAUGCUCCAAGAGUCCAUCCCAUUGGCGUACACCCCUCGCCGCUUUGUCAAGCACCCAGAACAACCCCUUUUCUAUGUCAUUGAGUCUGACAACAAUGUUUUGUCCCCUGCUACUCGGGAUAGCCUUCUCCAGGACUCCAAGAACCGUAACGGUGAUGUUUCCAUUCUUCCUCCAGAAGAUUUCGGAUAUCCUCGUGGUACGGGACACUGGGCUUCCUGCAUUCAAAUUGUGGACCCGAUCUCAGCAAAGUCGGUGGUCUUUACCCUUGAAUUGGAAGAUAACGAGGCCGCGGUUAGCGUUGCUGCUGUGCCUUUCUCAAGCCAGGAUGAUGAAACCUUCCUCGUUGUCGGUACAGCCAAGGACAUGACCGUCAGCCCCCCGUCAUCUGCUUGCGGAUUUAUCCAUAUCUAUCGAUUCCAGGAGGAUGGCCGCGAGCUGGAGUUUAUCCACAAGACCAAGCUCGAUGAACCACCUCUUGCUCUGCUUGCUUUUCAAGGUAGACUGCUUGCUGGAAUCGGCUCACUUCUGCGUCUUUACGAUCUGGGAAUGAAACAACUUCUUCGAAAGUGUCAAGCACCAGUGGUUCCUCGCACUAUUGUUGGCCUCCAAACUCAGGGAAGCCGUAUUGUUGUCAGCGAUGUCCGCGAAAGUGUGACCUACGUUGUUUACAAGUAUCAAGAAAACGUUCUUAUUCCAUUUGUCGAUGACUCCGUCGCUCGUUGGUCAACGUCCACCGCCAUGGUCGACUACGAGACCGUCGCCGGUGGUGACAAGUUCGGCAACCUCUGGCUGCUUCGAUGUCCCAACAAAGUGUCCGAAGAGGCAGAUGAGGAUGGUUCUGGUGCCCAUCUGGUUCAUGAGCGUAGUUACCUACAAGGAACUCCCAACCGCCUUGAACUGAUGGUUCACUACUACACCCAAGACAUCCCGACUAGUUUGCACAAGGCCCAGCUGGUGGCGGGUGGUCGUGACAUUAUUGUCUGGACUGGUCUCCAGGGCACGAUCGGUAUGCUCGUCCCGUUCGUCAGCCGUGAAGAUGUCGACUUCUUCCAAAGCCUUGAGAUGCAGUUGGCCACCCAGCACCCUCCCCUCGCUGGCCGGGACCAUCUGAUCUAUCGCGGUUACUAUGCACCGGUCAAGGGUGUGAUUGAUGGCGACCUGUGCGAAAUGUACUUCCUCUUGCCCAACGAUACGAAAAUGACGAUUGCUGCGGAACUCGAUCGGUCUGUGCGGGAGAUCGAGCGUAAAAUCUCGGACAUGCGGACUCGGGUGGCGUAUUAA